UUGUUAAUUUGGGGCUUAUCGAAUAAUUCAGUUGAACUAAUUCGGAACGAUGCAAUUGAGCACAUCUAUAAAAACAAACACUUCAAUAAUAUACGGAUUCUAAAUUAAUGAUUCUAAAUUAAUGAAUUAAACAUUGAAUAUAGCUUAUGAUAAAUUUAACUAAUAUUUGUGGCCUGUCGCAUUACAACUAAUUUAGAUUUAUAAUUACAUCUAUACAUGGAGGGCAGUCAUAACCUUUUGUAAUUGCAUCUCUUUCGUUGGGUCAGCUCUAAAUGGUCUAUGAUAUUGAUAAGCAAAUAUAAGUUAUUUCUAUGCCAAUAAAAAUAUUUUGGUGGAACGAAGAUGUUUUUAUCAAUUGCCCCACCAUUGAUGGAUUUUGAAGACGAAUUGCUAUGGGUAAACCAGCUAAGCAAUCAAAAUCUUACUGUGUUAUAUGAUAAAUCAAAUUAUGUUACUCCCAACACAAAACUUUUAAUUGAGCAAGCUUUCAUUCAGCCACUUAGUCUACAGGAUCAACAAAUUCUCUUUGACGACUUACAAAAACAAAGUCGAAAUAUCGCACAUCAAUAUGGAUUGACACCGGCUAAACUUCCUCAGCUUGUUGAAAACAAUCCUCUCAUUUCAAUAGAGAUCUUACUAAGGCUUAUGAUAAAUACGGACAUUACGGAAUAUUUUAACAUUCUGGUUAAUAUGGACAUAACACUACAUUCGAUGGAGGUUGUAAACAGAUUGACUACAUCUUGCCCUCUGCCCACCGAAUUCAUCCAUUUAUACAUUAGUAAUUGCAUAUCUGCUUGUGAAACAGUUAAAGACAAGUACAUGCAGUCGCGGUUGGUUCGAUUAGUUUGUGUAUUCCUACAAUCUUUGAUCAGAAACAAGAUUAUAAAUGUUAAGGUGCUCUUCAUUGAAAUUGAAGCAUUUUGUGUUGGAUUUAGUAAAAUUAAAGAAGCUGCAGCUUUAUAUCGCCUUAUAAAACACUUGGAAACCGGAGACACUAUUCAAACUGCAAAUUCAUUAACAAAUAAUAAAUAACAACAGAUUUACAAAUAAAAAGA
Molecule: messenger RNA, 1055 nt
Organism: Drosophila virilis
Lineage: Eukaryota; Metazoa; Arthropoda; Insecta; Diptera; Drosophilidae
Gene: Not11
Product: CCR4-NOT transcription complex subunit 11
Cellular component (GO): CCR4-NOT complex
Source: RefSeq, a predicted model, not a curated record